ACCCAAAAUGACGCCGCCAUCGCAAUCAGAGAUAGCUCUUGACUCCCCGCGCGAAGCAACAGUGUUUCUUAGUCACUUUUUCAGCUGGUAGUUUUGGCGGGGAGAGAUCGAAUCAGUGGACUCGCUCUAUACAAUGAGUUCAGACGACGAUAUCGAUAGCCCCCGCAAAAGACGGCGCAUAGCUCCUCCUGAGACUGGUCCGUAUGUGCUGCGACAGCUCAUAGAAUCGGUUCCGGUUGCUGGCGAAGGGAGCGAGCAAGAAGUGUAUAUCACAUGUGUAGAAUAUUGGAACGAUAAUCUCUAUAUCGGGACCUCCCUCGGGGAAGUUCUGCAUUUCGUUUCCUUUCCCUCCGACUCUGAAGAAUCAGCCGAGCCAUCCUUUAUUUUGGCGUCAAGACUACCCAUCACGUUGUCGCAGAGUAAUCUACCUGCAGACACACCACCGGGGGUGCAGCAGAUACUCAUUCUACCUUCUACCUACAAAGCAUGCAUCCUAUGCAAUGGCGUCGUCACAUUUUACUCGCUCCCUGAGCUAAGCCCGACCUACGGCACUACGAAAGUGGGCAAUUGUAAAUGGAUUGGAGGGCUCGAUCUCAAUGAACCAAAUGAGGAUGGGCAGCCUUUUGAUCCCGUGGUUAUGAUUGCAGUUACCAAUAGAAUAAUGCUGGUCAGAAUCGGCGACGAGCCCCGAAGAGUGAGAAAUAUUGAGUUUCCAGGAUGUCUUGUAUCUGCCCGAAGAGAUACAAUCGCGUGCGUUGCAGACGCAUAUUCGUACUCUCUGCUGGAAGUAGAGCACCGUCAGAAGAUUCCACUAUUUCCAAUCUCUUCGUCAGAAGAAAGCUUUGAAUCCGGCCAUGUGGAAGACAUACCAGUUCGAACUGACACCCCAGUUCAAGGGAACCAGCCUGCAUCGGCUGGAAAUGUUCCAGGACACAGCAGAAGCGCGAGUCUAAAUACACUUGGCGGCGUCGGACGGCGCCAACCAAGUCCAAGCCCUCAUUCAAUGUUUCCCGAAAGAUCGAGCUCCAUAACUCCAGAGCCCUCCAUGAAGUCUAAGACUCUCCAUGGCCCGCCAGGCUCCCCUGAGAAAAAGUCUCCUGACACAUCAGAACCAUCUUCGGAAAACGGUGGUCCAGGCUCUGAUGGGUCUUCUUCGUCAAGCCAGAAACCGUUACCACCUCCUCCGAAGCAAUCCACCACGAGACUCAAGCCGCACGUUGUAUCGCCGACCCCAUCCGAAUUUUUGUUGGUUACGGGGACUGAGCCGUCAGAACCCGGCGUAGGUAUGUUCGUCAAUGUCGAUGGGGAUGUUGUUCGGGGGACUCUUGAAUUUCCAAAAUACCCAGACGCUAUUGUGGUCGAUGACGAUAGUAACGAGGGAAAUCAACCGCGCGCGAGUGACGACGAUCAAAAUGGGUAUGUUCUGGCAGUCAUUGGUGCCGACGACAACGAAGACAGUCGGACAUAUAUCGAAGCGCAGAGGUGGAAUGCAGUUCCGGGAGAACGUAGAUUACAAAAGGCAUUAGUAGAAAUACCUGCAGCCCGCUCACCACCCGGCACAGUUGGAAUUCGGCGUACCGUCGGCGCCAGCCGUGUGUCCUUUUCAGAAAUCGUCGACGUUAUGCGGAUGGUUCGUUUGAAGUCGACCAGCAUAAUGGCGCCAUCGAUCCCUUCAACACCCCCAGAGAAUAACGACCCGAGAACUCGCGCGUCCCUCGAACAUCUACAAAAGGAAAAGGAGCUCUUCGAUAACCAGGAAACUGAUUCUGACGGUUCAAAGCUUCUCUCUUCGUCGCAUGUCAGCCGUGACUGGGAAGAGGAAAGGAACCGGGAAGAAACCAAGUUUGCCCGUGGCCUCGCAACUGUCAAAAGUAGUAUCAUCAUUUGGGAAGGGGAUCGAAUUUGGACGGUCCUGCGGAAUCCACUAGCGCUUCAAUUAGACAAUUCUCUUGAAUUGGCUAAGCAAAUGAAGGAAGCCGAUGGGAAGGAUGCGGGUGUUGAUAAAGAACCAAUUAUUAAUAUCAUCCAAGGACUUCGAGAUAUGGAGCCCAAGACUGAAACAGAAUACAUUGGUUUGCGUUACGUCAGGCAGAAGGCAAGUUUGCUUCUAUUUAUCGAUCUAAUCGCCCCAAGCUCUACGGGCCCAACCGCAGCGACUAUAAGAGCAACCGAAGACGCACUUGUCGUCGGGGAGCUCGACCCUCGAGUGGUUCUCCUUUUGAUACCGCUGCUUAAAGGUGAAGCACUUCAAGGUCCACAAGGGAUUUGGGUAUAUAAUGGUUUGGAGAAGGUGAUAUCAUCAUUCUUCGCUCCACCAGAUGAAGGAGUGGAAAAUAAACCGCCAAAUUUGACCAUGGACGAUAAUAUUCUCCACCUUCUUAAACGUUAUCUGCUAGGUUGGCAGAAGAAACGAGGCUAUGGGAGUGUGACGGAUGAGACGUAUGUGUUUAAUAGCGUGGACGCUGCGUUGUUACAUUUACUUCUUCAUCUGGAUGCGAAAAACAUGCGCGAGGGAAAUGUAGCUCCGGGAGCUUCUGUGCGCCCAGACCUGAACAAACUUGUUGACAACUGGAAGGGUAAUUUUGAUCGGGCUGUGCAGCUACUCGAGAGCUAUAAUAGGCUUUUUGUUCUCAGCAGAUUAUACCAGAGCCGGAAAAUGGCCAAACAUGUUCUGGCAACAUGGAGAAGGAUAGUCGAGGGAGAGAAGGACGAAGGAAAGGAGCUAUCAGGUCCAGCAGCAGACAUUCAGAUUCGAAAGUAUUUGGUAAAAAUUAGGGAUGUUCACCUGGUUGAGGAAUACGGUCCAUGGUUGGCUGCGCGUAACCCCAAGCUUGGAAUCCAAGUCUUUGUGGAUGAUACCAGCAGGGUGAAAUUCAAUCCGCAGCAGGUAAUUGCGUUGCUACAAAAGCGUGCCCCAGGGGCUGUCCAAGAGUAUCUAGAACAUCUCGUUUUUACAAAACACGAUACCCAAUACGCCGAUGACCUUAUAGCCUAUUAUCUCGAUACUGUCCUUUCAGUUCUCGAAUCCUCCGCUGAAGCCCGCGCAUCCUUAACAGAAUCCUACUCAACCUACCGCGCCCUCCAGGCCCCUAAACCUUCCUAUCUCAGCUUCAUCACGCACAACCAUCCUCCAGAGCCGUGGUGGCAAUCCCGCCUCCGCCUCCUCCAACUACUAGGAGGCGGCUCAACAACCCAAUUCACCUCCACUACCCCACCAACCAAUCUCUCGUACUCGAUCUCCACCGUCCUCGCCCGCAUCGAACCCUUCAAAAACGAACUCGUCUCCGAAAGCAUAAUUCUCGACGGCCGCCGGGGCCGCCACCGCGAAGCCCUCCGCCUCCUUACCCACGGGCUCAGUGACUACGACACCGCCAUCCGCUACUGUGCAUACGGCGGACCAACAUGGUCCACGUCAACCGUAGCAGAAAUCGCAAGCGACACACAAGCUGAGCUCUUCACCUACCUCCUCACGGAGUUCCUGCAGAUCGCGGACCCGGUCUGCCGUAUUGAACGCACCAGCAAUCUGCUCGCGCGGUUUGCGUCCGUGUAUGAUAUCACGGACGUGCUCCGGUUGGUUCCGGACGAAUGGAGCGUGGAUAUCCUAAGCGAGUAUUUGGUGCGUGUCUUGCGGGGUGUUGUGAGUGGGGCGCGGGAGGCGAAGGUGCAACGGGCGCUAAGCGCUGGGCUGUAUUUGAAGGUUGAUGCCGGGUUUGGGAAUAAGGUGGAGAGGCUUGGGGGAUGGGUGCAGGAUGAGACAGGGAUUAGAGGGUUGAAGGGGAGUGGUGGGGGGAAAGAGAAUGAUGGGGACGAUGGUGAUUAUGAGGAGGAGAGGGAUGAGGACGGAGGUGAGACUAGUGGAGGUUUGAUCGGGGGAAUAAUCGUUGAUGGGGAAGGCAUUUUACGAUGAGAUGAUGCAUAUUCCUUUCGUGGAAUGUAGAUUAUUGCAUAUUUAAGUUACCCCUGAAAGUAUAUUUUGGAGGCGGGUUUAUUUCCCGUUCAUUUUCUUGGACUCUCCACAAAUUUCCGUUUCAUAUCCGCAUAAACAUGAAAUAUGAUCAUCACAACUCGUCAAAAAAAUUAAGAAUAACAGAAAACCCACCACAAACCACAACCCAAUCAAAUCAAAUCAGUCAAUCAAUCAAUCAACAUCCGGCACCGGCAACCCGUCUAACAACCUAACCCGCAUCCCCAACUUCUCCAGCGCCUCCCUGGAAUUCCGCUCCCGCAGCGCCCGCGCCUCUUCCUCCGACACCAAGACAAACUCAUACUGCAACAUAGGCGUACCGAGCGGCACGUCGUAUUUCUUCGCCAUCUCAGGGUCCGUGAGCGGGUGCAGGUCGACGAUGAGCGAUGAUUUGACGCCGAAGACGGCGUCGGAGGAUUCGUAGGGGUCGCCGCGGAGGUAGAGGGCUCUGUAUUUCAUCAGUAUGCGUGAGCGGGGUACAUGGAUGGAUGGAUGGAUGGAUAAUGUGAAUGGAAUCGACAUGGCCGUUGUCAAUACCCAUUCCAUGCAUCACAUCCAUUGACAGCGAGAUAAGACGCAUCCAGCUAGCUGUCCGGAUGGUAUCCAAAACUAGUUAACUAAGGGAAGGAGAAAGAACAUACGUAAUCAAACAAUCCCACCCCUCCUUCCACAGCAUAAAAUGCAUAUGUGCCGGCCGAUACGGAUGCCUGCCCAGCUUUCCCAGCAGCCUCCCCACGGGCCCAUCAUGCGAAAUCGGAUAGGACACGGGCUUGAUGGCCUUGAACCAGAACCCGCCCCGUUCAUCCGAGUACAUCACCCCGCGCCCAUCCAUGAUCCGUUCCUGCCCGCCCACGCCACCGCCCGCGUACUGCACGUCAUACCGCCCGCUACUAUCCGUCUCCCAGAUAUCCACCUUGACCCCCUCCAGCGGCUUCCCCGCCCUAUCGCGCACGGUGCAGACGACCAACAACGGCUCGCCGGCGCCAUCGCUGAAGAGGGCGGCGCCAUGAUUCUCGAGCGUGGGGGCCUCGUGCGUGUGGAAGGGCCCCAGCAGGGUCCCCUCUGUGGCGCCGGGUGGUUUUGGGUGGUUGAUGGCGUCGACGAGUAGCGAGAGGCCGAGGAUGUCUGAGAGGAGGAUGAACUCGUUGCGGUGCGGGGAGGAGAUUUUGCCUACCUCGAUGAGGAAGUGGAGGGCGGUGGACCAUUCGGUGGUUGAGAGGCGGGUUUCGCGGGCGAAGUCGUGCAGGUGGGUUGUGAGGCGGGCGAGGAGGUAGCGGAGGCGCGGGGAGGGGCAUUGGGCGUUUAUGAGGUUUGUGUUUUGGGUUAUGUUUUCGGUUGUGAGGUCUUUGAGCGGGGGUGGGGGGGUCAUUGUUACAGGUUGGAUUGAAGUUGGUGUAGGGAGCGUUCUUUGGCAAAUGUAAUGUACAUGUACGGUUAUGGGGAUGCGUUUAUGUGGUGAUGCUUGAUCCAAUAUAUAAAUAUAUAUACUAUUACCUGUGAAGCAGGAGAUAUAGAAAUGUUUUACAAGGAAUGUUUGUCGCCCUUCUUCUGUACACUAGCACCAGUACCAGUGCAAGGCGAAACUAAAGAUAUCAAUUCCUUCAAUGACUUGAUAUAACAUUAAAUAUGUGAUAAAUUGAAUCCAUCUUCAAAUAUAUAUAUCUAUAUCUCUUCUUCCCCCCAGUCACCCCAUCUAUAUCAUAUAUGACAAGCUUAAAACCCUACUCUCA
This is a messenger RNA of Blastomyces gilchristii SLH14081, 5694 nucleotides long. RefSeq names its product TGF beta receptor associated protein 1. Gene Ontology annotation, cellular component: fungal-type vacuole membrane; cytoplasm. The record is from RefSeq and is a predicted model, not a curated record. The transcript is spliced from 3 exons. Lineage: Eukaryota; Fungi; Ascomycota; Eurotiomycetes; Onygenales; Ajellomycetaceae. Gene Ontology annotation, biological process: autophagy; vesicle-mediated transport; endosomal vesicle fusion. Bases 134 to 3907 code for a protein of 1257 amino acids.